This is a messenger RNA of Dreissena polymorpha, 2654 nucleotides long. RefSeq names its product transmembrane protein 179-like. The coding region runs from base 143 to 904 and encodes 253 amino acids. The transcript is spliced from 5 exons. The record is from RefSeq and is a predicted model, not a curated record. NCBI's taxonomy places the organism in Eukaryota, Metazoa, Mollusca, Bivalvia, Myida, Dreissenidae.
GUUGGCUUUGGGACGAGUUGUCUGGUGACCGCACUUCAGUCGUACCCAUCUCCGAUGACAACAAAAUCUAUUGUCAACUAAGUCUUAGAUACUGUCCAGUGUUGUCCUGAGAACCUCUAGAUGUGUUGCAUGUUGGAGUUACAUGGACAUGAUGAAGGUGCCCACAAUACCAUGGCGAACAAUACAAAUCACAGUGAAUGCAUUAACCAUUGUCACUGGCUUCUGCACAUUCAUGCCAAUGGCCUUUACAAGUCAUUAUUUCCAGAGCCACUGUGUUCUGUUUGCCAAGGUCAGAAUAUCAAUGAUGAAUUCCACUUCUCUGGUAGUUGAUAUGACGCAAACAGUGUGGGGUCAGAUAUCAGACUGCCGGUUUCCGACUUACACACCACUGGUAACCAGUAUACAUGCAUUCAUCUGGUGCUGGUUUUUCUUGCUACUCAGAGAACAGCUGAAGAAAGAUCAGCACGAGCUGCCACUGCUGAUGCUGUCCUUCUUGAUUCACAUAGUAUUUUUCAUCCUCAUGUUCAUAGUUGCCUGCUUUCUGAGUGCCGGGGUCAAUACCUGGUGUGGGAAUCUUGUCAUGGAAGUCACACUUAACACUGAUUUCCACAUGUUCCAGUGUGAAGACUCUCAAGGACUCCUGUGGCUGAAUCUGUUCUUGGAACUUCAUCCCAUAUACACAUUUCUUCUCACAGCCAAGAUAUCAUGUUGGCUUCAAGCUUUCACCUUACUAUGUCAGACUUUGGCUUGUGGCUACAAACUCUACAAGUGGCUGGUUGAUAUUCAGGAAGAACAUUUCUACAUUGAUCGCUGUGGUCAGGCUGAAUCAUUUGUGACAGAUAGUGAAAUCAGUUCAUGUGGAAGCUACAAUCCCCUUGAAAAAGUGUUAGACAUCGACAGAUAGUGUAUGAAUUUGCAAUCAAACAAUGAAAAAAUGUUUUCUACUUUGUGUGUCAUGAGUCAUCAACUUUGAUCUUGUUUUAAUAAUUUAAUCAUUUUAAAUGCCAAAUUGUUUGCUCAAUCUUUAUGGAACUCGGUCAGAAUGUUUAUCUUGAUAUUGUCUCGGCAGAGUUUUAAUAAGGGGCUCCAAUGGUGAAAUGUAGGUAACAAAUUCUAGUUUAUGAAAACCUUGUUACCACUCUUGUUUAGCUAAUCUGAGCACAUAGUGCUAAUGGGAGCUUUUAGGAUACUGUGUUGUCUGUGGUGUGUAAUGAGUGGGUUAUCUGUAAUUUCUGAUUACUUCUCCUCCUGAGCCACUUGGAAUGAUCAUUGGGUUACCCCUUUUAAAGUUGUUCAAAUAAUUACUGUCAAUUGCAUAUGUAGGGUUGUAGGGCACACAAACUAAACAUAAAUUAAACAAUAACAAGUUAAAUAUUUUUUAAACCAAAAGUGUCAAGGCUGUAAUAAUUGGUGUUAAUCAUCGACUGAUUGUCCUUCUUCUGACUUUGUUCAAGUCACUCUCCAUGGGGUCAAAAGUGACAACACCCCUGGGAUGAUAUGAUUUAUAUAGACUUACAUAGCAAAUUGACUUAAAAAUCUUAUUCUCGAAAUGACUUGAAGCUGUUAUAUUUGGCAUAUAGCAUUGUAGUGUUGUCCUCUCACAAGUUUUUCCAAAUCAAGCCCCUAUGGUUUAUAGCCUUGCCUUGGGGUUAUCUGUUUCCCUUUAAUGUAUUUAGUUCUCUUAAAAAUUCUUCUUUGAAUAACAAGGCACAGACAUUGGCCCCAUCCCAGGGAUAUGUUGUUUUUAACCAGGUUUUCUGAAGGAAAAAACUGGUUAUUAGAUUGGCGAAUGCGAGCGGGCUGGCUGGCUGGCUGGCGGGCUGGCGGGCAGGCGGAACAAGCUUGUCCGGGCCAUAACUUUGUCGUUCAUUGUGAGAUUUUAAAAUCAUUUGGCACAUUUGUUAACCAUCAUUAGACGGUGUGUCGCGCGAAAAAAUUACGUCAAUAUCUCCAAGGUCAAGGUCACACUUUGAGUUCAAAGGUAAAAAAUAGCCAUAAAUGAGCUUGUCUGGGCUAUAACUAUGUCAUUCAUUAUGAGAUUUUAAAAUCAUUUGGCACAUUUGUUCACCAUCAUGGGACGGUGUGUCGCACGAAAGAAUCACGUCAAUAUCUCCAAUGUCAAGGUCGCCACGACUAAAAAUAGAUUUAUUUUAAAACAAACUUACAAAGGGGGUUAAUUUUGUUUGUUCAUUUCAAAAGUUCAUUUUGAGUUGUCUCCCUUUAUCAGAUUUUUUUUCACAAUGAAAACCUGGUUUUGUGACAAUUUUGUCCCUUGUCUUUAUAUGUAUGCAGUGAAAACUUGACAAAUCUCUUCUAAAAUUGCAAGACCCAGAGCUUUGCAAAGUAUGUGGAAUAUAUGAUGUAACACCAUAUGGCGGUUUGCUUUCAAGUUUGUAAGAAUCAUCCCUUUUGGUACCUUAUUUCAAUCUUAUUAUAAUAGCCAAUAAGAAAAUGGAUGCCUUGAUUCUAACUUUGUCUCUAUGCUAUACGUUUGUUGAGUUGGGGGUAAUUUUCAUGAAGUUGUUACAUCACAAAUAUUGUAUAAAUAUAUUAUUACCCUGAAUCAUUUUGAACAUAAUUAUUAACCUUUGAUCUUUAUAUUUGUUGCUGCUUUUUACAUAUGUUUAUCGUCUGUUAAAAUAAUAAAUAAUCAA